GACAAACAGAAAGAAUCGUAGUUGUGGUGUGCUGAGCCGGGCUGAUCGACUGUCCCAUCGUUCGCCAACAAUCUCAGAACACAUCAAGAAUGUCGGAAACGGCAGGAAAGACCAUCACCUGCAAGGCCGCCAUCGCCUGGGGCCCUGGUCAGGAACUCAGCUACGAGGAUGUCGAGGUGGCACCGCCCAAAGCCCACGAGGUGCGCAUCAAGAUCCAUUAUACCGGCGUCUGCCACACAGAUGCCUACACACUUUCCGGCAAGGACCCCGAGGGCGCAUUCCCCGUCAUCCUGGGCCAUGAAGGCGCCGGCAUCGUCGAGUCGGUCGGCGAGGGCGUAACCAACGUCAAGCCGGGCGAUCACGUCGUGGCACUCUACACUCCCGAGUGCAAGGAGUGCAAAUUCUGCAAGUCCAACAAGACCAACCUCUGCGGCAAGAUCCGCGCGACGCAGGGCAAGGGCGUCAUGCCCGACGGCACGAGCCGCUUCCGCGCCCGCGGCCAGGACAUCCUGCACUUCAUGGGCACCUCCACCUUCAGCCAGUACACGGUCGUGGCCGACAUCUCAGUCGUCGCCGUGCAGCAGGACGCGCCCAUGGAUCGCACCUGCCUGCUGGGCUGCGGCAUCACGACGGGGUACGGCGCCGCGCGCAUCACGGCCAACGUCGAAAAGGGCAGCAACGUGGCCGUCUUUGGCGCCGGCUGCGUCGGGCUGAGCGUGGUGCAGGGCGCCGUCGCGCAGGGGGCCGGCAAGAUCAUCGUGGUGGACGUCAACCCGGCCAAGGAGGAGUGGGCGCGCCAGUUUGGCGCCACCGACUUUGUCAACCCGGCCCGGCUCGCCGAGGGCCAGAGCGUCGUCGACAAGCUCAUCGAGAUGACGGACGGCGGGUGCGACUACACGUUUGACUGCACGGGUAAUGUCCAGGUCAUGCGCGCGGCCCUCGAGGCCUGCCACAAGGGCUGGGGUCAGAGCAUCAUCAUUGGCGUUGCGGCGGCCGGGCAGGAGAUUUCGACGAGGCCAUUCCAACUCGUCACCGGCCGCGUCUGGAAAGGCAGCGCGUUCGGCGGCGUCAAGGGCCGCAGCCAGCUGCCCGACCUCGUCACCGAUUACCUCGAGGGCCGCCUCAAGGUGGACGAGUUCAUCACGCACCGCAAGACGCUGGCCGAGAUCAACGACGCCUUCGAGGUCAUGAAGCAGGGCGACUGCAUCCGCGCCGUGCUGGACAUGGAGUAAUGUCUUAGAGGAGUGAGACUGAGCAUAGCUUGUACAUUCUGGUAAGGUAGCGAAUGGACAAAAAUGACUGGAACCUUGAAAGUCGCAUAUCGUAACCGCAUUUCCCAACCCGAGGUUGGGGUGUGAGAUACCCGCAGUAGGCGUACCGUUUU
Parathielavia appendiculata is the source of this 1384-nucleotide messenger RNA. RefSeq names its product alcohol dehydrogenase. Gene Ontology annotation, molecular function: S-(hydroxymethyl)glutathione dehydrogenase [NAD(P)+] activity; zinc ion binding. Gene Ontology annotation, cellular component: cytosol. The record is from RefSeq and is a predicted model, not a curated record. The coding region runs from base 90 to 1232 and encodes 380 amino acids. Lineage: Eukaryota; Fungi; Ascomycota; Sordariomycetes; Sordariales; Chaetomiaceae. Gene Ontology annotation, biological process: formaldehyde catabolic process. The transcript has 5 exons.